Messenger RNA from Arabidopsis arenosa, 998 nucleotides. The record is from the annotation of a GenBank genome assembly. Lineage: Eukaryota; Viridiplantae; Streptophyta; Magnoliopsida; Brassicales; Brassicaceae.
CAGAUUAGGGUUUUGUAACUUUGGAGAGCUCAACUUCUGUUUCGUUCUUCUCCCUUCUGGUUUUCCUAAAUUAGGGUUUUGGGUUCCAUUUGUUUUGUCUUCCCCCAUUCGAUAUGUAUUCAGAUCAAGUUGUGGCUGAAACUAGAAUCAGCAAAUCGUUAAAGAACCGCCUCAAUGGCGCUUCCGGUGACGUCUCUUCUCGCGGCAAACAACAACAAGUCACGAGGAAGAGAGGAAGGCAGGAUGAUGAUAAGUGGGAGCAUGAUCUUUUCGAUGAUGACGACGAGCCUCGGCUUUCAAAACGCAGAUUUGAUCCUAAAGAUCUACGCUUGAAGCUCCAAAAGAAACAUCAUGGCUUGCAAAUUGGUGGACGAGUGUUUAGUUUGAGCGUCGGGGAUCUACGGAAUAAGCUAUCCGGGACAGUGAAUCCACAAACAAAGAACAGUAAAAGGGAGGCUGUUAGACCAGCCUUAAAGAAGGUUGCAGGGGUAACCAAAUCCGAGACUAGAACGGCUCCGAACAGAGCAAUCAAGAAGAAACCACAGCAGAAUGAUGCAUCGGUUGAUAGCUUCCUGGAAUCAUUGGGUCUCGAGAAAUAUUCGACUGCAUUUCAAGUGGAAGAAGUUGAUAUGGAUGCUCUCAGGCAUAUGACAGAUGAUGACCUCAAAGCUUUGUUCAUACCAAUGGGACCUAGGAAGAAGAUACUUCUUGCCUUGGGAUCUAAACGUGGAUAGUCCAGCUUCUCAAGCUUAGGUGCAUGAUGAUACAUCUGGGAUAUUGUCAGAAAGAUGCUGCAUUUUGACUUUUUAUUGUCUUUUUCCUUUCUCAUCUGUAUCUCAAGAGACAACAAGUAGUUAGAGUUUUGAGAUUAAACAGUUGUAACCUUUUAACAUAGACAGAGAAAGACAAGAAGAGCAAUGUUGGAAUGUGCUUAAGAUCUUGCUUCUCUUGAUGAACCUUGUAGAAAGCAAAGGUGACAAGAAAACAAACUUGUGACU